Molecule: messenger RNA, 2927 nt
Organism: Boleophthalmus pectinirostris (great blue-spotted mudskipper)
Lineage: Eukaryota; Metazoa; Chordata; Actinopteri; Gobiiformes; Gobiidae
Product: erlin-2-like
Exons: 12
Coding region: 46-1122 (358 amino acids)
Biological process (GO): SREBP signaling pathway
Cellular component (GO): endoplasmic reticulum membrane; endoplasmic reticulum
Molecular function (GO): ubiquitin protein ligase binding; cholesterol binding
Source: RefSeq, a predicted model, not a curated record
CACAGCGCAGAGCUCGGGAGCUGCCGAGGAGGAACAUGGAUCAGUAUGAGCGCAGAGGAAGAGGUGGAGGCAGCAGCAGCAGAAGCAGGUGCCUCUGAACCAAACCCGAGCCAUCUCCGCCGCCCAAACAGGAUGGCGCAGUGGGGAGCCAUACUGGCCAUAGUGGCGGCUUUGGGAGGAGCUGGUCUGUUAACCUCUGUGCACAAGAUCGACGAGGGCCACACAGGAGUUUAUUACAGAGGGGGGGCGCUCCUGACCACCACCAGCGGCCCGGGCUUCCAUCUAAUGCUCCCAUUCAUCACCACAUACAAGUCUGUGCAAACCACGUUACAGACGGAUGAGGUGAAGAAUGUUCCUUGUGGGACGAGUGGAGGAGUGAUGAUUUACUUUGAUCGUAUAGAAGUGGUCAACUACCUCAUUCCCACAGCAGUCUAUGACAUAGUGAGAAACUUCACGGCCGACUAUGACAAAGCUCUGAUCUUCAACAAAGUUCACCACGAGCUCAACCAGUUCUGCAGCGUUCACUCUCUGCAGGAGGUCUACAUCGGCCUGUUUGAUCAAAUCGAUGAGAACCUUAAGAGAACAUUACAGGAGGAUCUGACGACAAUGGCACCUGGACUCAUCAUACAGGCGGUUCGUGUCACCAAACCAAACAUACCAGAAAGCAUUCGCCGAAACUAUGAGCUUAUGGAGAGCGAAAAAACCAAGCUGCUCAUUUCUCAACAAACCCAGAAAGUUGUGGAGAAGGAGGCGGAGACUGAGCGCAUCAAGGCUGUCAUUGAGGCAGAGAAAGUUGCGCAGGUGGCGGAGAUCAAGUUUGGACAAAAGGUGAUGGAAAAGGAAACUGAAAAGAAGAUCUCUGGAAUUGAAGACGGUGCCUUCCUGGCGCGACAGAGGGCCAAAGCAGAUGCAGAGUUUUACACAGCGCAGAAAGCAGCUGAAGCUAAUAAGUUGAAACUAACCCCGGAGUAUCUACAGCUGAUGAAGUACAAAGCCAUCGCCUCCAACAGUAAGAUCUACUUUGGGAGCGACAUCCCGCACAUGUUCGUGGACUCGGGGUCAGCGGGCAGCUCGGUCAAAGCCAUGGACAUCCUGGGAGAGCAGCUGAUGGACCUGGAUUAGACCGGCUUUUGGACGACCCACGGGACCCCGGACCACCUAGGGACUUGACUACCGGUCUGGGCUGAUACCAAGGGGGGAAUUUACAAGCACUCAUAGUCAAGAUUUUCUCAGAGGACUCACUGUAACGCACAUGACCAAAGUCUGUUUUAGCUGAGAGGUAGAAUAGCUGGAUUUCACGUGAUAACACAACAUUCCAUAACUUUCUGGUGUUCAAAAUUCCUAUAUUACGCAAAAUUGACUCAUGUGAGCUUUUCGCCGUGGUAUAAUGUUAUUGAGUCAUUAAAAACAUACUUGGAGUUGUUUUGUUUCAUUCACAUGCUUGAGUAAUCCUUUAAUAACAUAACAUCUAUCUACUGUACGUUUCCAAAGCUCAAAAUGCUUUGUUCCGCCUUAUGAUGUCAUGAAGCGGUAAUUUUGAAGUUAACGUCUACCUUUUAACUUUUUUUCAGUAGAGAGUGGCAAUUCCAGGUCUGAAACCGUACAAAUGAUUCUAGUGAAGAUGUAUGACGUUUAAAAACACAGUGGAACAUCCCAAGUGUUUCCAGUUUGAGAGAACUCCCCCAAAAUUUCCAGGAUGUGUGUUAAAAAUGUGUGAAUGAAACAAAACGCAACCCUAACCCAGAUGUUUUUGAUGAGGAAACAACAUUAUAGCGGAAAUGCGGGCCCUUUAAUUUAUUUUCACUGUGUUAAAAAUGUAAAAAAAAAAACAGAAUUAGUUCAUAUUAAACCAUGGUCCAAAGUUGUGGUACACUUGUCUUACGCAUUCUGAAUAUCAUGAACACUAACCCUGAUUCACUGUGAUGACUUUUUGAAAAAUUGUGAAAGUAUGACAUAGUGAAAUUCCAGAUCAGAAAAUGAAUCAAGCCUUAUGAAAUUGAAGGCAAGCUGAACAUCUUUUGUUAAUUUGGACAAAUGACUACUGUACAUUCCAUUUUCGAUAUGAUGUUCCCUGCUUUUUUCCUUUCCAUUUCUUUCCUAGACCGUUUCAUUAUUUAAGGUGUAAAUUUUCUGGUGGAGCUCCGUCACCUGCUUUUUUCCCGUGGAUAUGUCACUGCUCAGCCUGGAAUGUUUCACAGUAUGGCUUUAAACCUUAGUUUAAACUACCUUAGAUUUAUUCAAUUACAGGUGGGUUUUAAAGCUCAAAAAUACCCAGGAAAACAAGUAUUCUGACUGUGAGCGGCGUCGCCUCUCCACAAAUCUGACCUGUAACUUGGUCUUGUUUGGUCUCCAUGAAGAAAGGUUUAAUACCAUAUUGUGAAACAUUCCAAACAAAGCAAUAACAUCUCCAUGAAAAAAGCGUUUGACGGACCCUCCACCGGAAAAGUUUGAGGCUUGAAUGAUUUGGGAAAAAUUUGUAAUUGAUGUUUUUGUUUUCUGUUUGUUUUUUGUUUUUUGGGGGUUUUUUUUGACAAGCAUUGCGAUUGUGAUUUUUUUGUGAUAUUAUGGAAUUGUAUUUAAAGAACUGAUAGAGUGAAUUAUAAACUGACAAACUAAUACAAGAAUCACGUUUAGAACAUAUUUAUACGAUUCUAAACUACGGGGUUAUCAGUUACAAUUAUGAGACUUAAAAAUGUAAAGAGGGGGUAUUAUGCAAAAUUGACUUUCUCUCUAGACUCUUGAGUUUUCUAAAAUGUUAUACCGCAAUUUCUGGACAAUAAGCUACUUUUUUCUCACAUUUUGAACCUUGCGGCUUAAACAAUGACGCAGCUAAUAUAUUACGGAAGCCGAGAGGGGUCACAACAAACGCAAAUGCCGCAACAAAUACAAAUGUGACAACACAACAAAAAGCCACAACAAAGCCACAA